Molecule: messenger RNA, 4758 nt
Organism: Triplophysa rosa
Lineage: Eukaryota; Metazoa; Chordata; Actinopteri; Cypriniformes; Nemacheilidae
Gene: mon1a
Product: MON1 secretory trafficking family member A
Exons: 6
Coding region: 206-1825 (539 amino acids)
Biological process (GO): protein targeting to vacuole; vesicle-mediated transport
Source: RefSeq, a predicted model, not a curated record
CUGAAACUACAUUUCCCAUGAUUCAUUCGAUGAACUGUUUGACAGUUUUGAGUUGAUUUUUGACCUAGAGAAGUCAAGUCACCGUACAUUGAUUUGGAUGAGGACUGUUUAAGGGCUCAUGCAGUGAUGCUCGUCCCUGGCACUGUCUGGUAAGACACUGUGUGCCCUUUCUUCUGCUGGGGUUGUCUUUGCCCAAUGAUUCAGAAUGGCAGCAGAUGUCCAUAAUAAGGGUGCAUCCUGGGAAGUUAAAAAUGGCAACCUAGCACCUGCAGAUCGACUCCAAAAAGAUCGGUCGGACAGUCCGACCCCUGGCCUGGUGGAGGGGACAGAGCCAGGUGCUGGUCAAGAGGGUGCCAUGUUUGUUCAUGCCCAGUCUUUUGAGGACCUGACUGCUGAAGGUGAACCCAACACUAAUGACAGGUCAGCAGAGACGGGCGGCUCAGCCCCGGCGGCGUCUGAUGAAGCGGAGGCGAGGAAUGCCCACGAAGAGGUUCUCGAAGAAGGUGAGGAAGAGCAGGACGGAAGCUCAGAGCCUGAACGGGAGGAGGAGACGAAGCAGGUGCGGAGCAGCAACAAGGCGAAAGACGAGGACGUGACGAGCGAAACAUGGCGGAGUCACAGGAAGCAUUUGUUCGUGCUGAGCGAGGCGGGGAAACCCAUCUACACUCGCUACGGCACGGAGGAGGCGCUCUCCAGCAUCAUGGGAGUCAUGAUGUUGCUCAUGUCCUUCUUAGAAGAUAAAAAGAACAUCAUUCGCUCCAUUCAUGCAGAUGGCUACAGGGUGGUCUUCUUGCGCAAGAGUCCCCUCAUCCUGGUUGGAGUCUCCCGCACGAGCUGCUCCGACCGCGAGCUGACGCGAGAACUUCAGUAUGUCUACUUCCAGAUCGUGAGCCUGCUUACCCUCACGCAACUCAACCACGUCUUUCAGCACAGGCAAAGCUACGACCUCCGUCGCCUGCUGGCCGGGUCCGAGCACCUCACCGACAACCUCUUGCGGCUCCUGGAUCGAGAUCCGGGCCUGCUGCUGAGUGCUGUGAUGUGCCUUCCUCUGGCCGGCUCGGCCCGUGACGUGGUCUCCUCCAGCUUGCAGGCCGCUAAAUCCAAGAACCUAGUGUUCUCCAUCCUGCUAGCAGGAAACAGACUGGUUACGCUGGUGCGGAAAAAGGACCAAUUUCUGCACCACAUGGACUUGCACUUGCUCUUUAACCUGGUUGGAUCCUCGUCGUCUUUUAGACAGGGUGAGGGAUGGACGCCCAUAUGUCUGCCCAAGUUCAACCCAGCAGGGUUCUUCCAUGCCCAUAUUUCCUAUCUGGAGCCGGCCUCGGAUCUCUGUCUGAUCCUGGUGUCCACCGACCGUGAGGACUUCUUUAACCUCUCAGAUUGCAAGAAGAGGUUCCUCGAGCGGUUGCGCAAACGCAGUGCCCAUCAAGCCCUGCAGGAGGCGCUGAGCAUGCCAAGUUAUCCCGUCUCUCAAGUCGGCAUCCCUGAGCUGCGGCACUUUGUGUACAAAUCAAAAAGCUCUGGGCUUUACACAAGCCCUGACCUUCCAGUGCCGUACCAGGCAGACGAGGAGCACGAGAGGCUGAUAGGAUUGUACCAGAACCUGCAUAGCUGCCUGCAUCACCCCACACGCCCCCUGCGCUACAUGUACUGCUGCAGAGAAACUGAAAACCUUUAUGCCUUGGUAACAAGUGGCUUUGAGCUCUACCUCUGCUUCAGUCCUCUGGGAACAAAAGCACUGGCUGUAUCUGCGGUCCCUAAACUGCUGAAGUGGAUCAGAAAGGAGGAAGAUCGUCUCUUCAUACUCAGUCCCUUAACUUACUGAUUCGGUUUGGGCCUUAAGUGGAACAACAGAAACACUAGUAAAUCACUGAGCCCAGGCUGUCUGACGAGCAACUUGUGCUGUCAUGUCAUACUUGAACAAAUGAAUGAACAAAUGAGUAAAUGAAUGAACUGAUUAAUUAGUGAAUUAACAACUGAACAAACAAAUGAAUUAAUCAAGAAGCUAAAGCAUGCUGGGAGAUAUUAAGUGAUUUCUUAUGAUUGAUGUCUGUUUUGAGGGCUACACGUGCUGGUUGCAGUAUCGGUAUAAUCGAGACGGUUUGUCUUCCUUGUCCUACAGGCUGAAACUGUGUGAGGGAUAGUUCAGCCAAAAGUCAUUAUUUACUCACCCACUUGUCAUUUCAAACCUGAAUGACUUUUUUCUUCUGCAGAAUACAGAAGAAGAUAUUCUGAAGAUAUAGGCGGUUCCCAUUGACUUGUAUUGCUUUUGUCUGUACUAUAGAAGUGAAUGGGUACCACCGAUGUUUGGUAAACAACAUUCUUCAAAAUAUCUUCUGCAGAAGAAAGUUAGUCAUACAGGUUUGAAACGACAAGGCGAGUUAAUGAUGACAGAAUGUUCGUUUUUGGGUAAACUAUCCCUUUAAAGCUGAGAUGGUGUCACAUUAUAAAAUGUAGUGUAGUAUCUGCCGAGGGUUGCUUUUAAGCUAGACAAUAAAGAUAGUAGAAUUAGCACUAACAAUCUAAUGAAUCUUCACAGAACGCUGCUAAAUCUGAACUGAAACUGCAUAGCUUCUGCUUUUUUAUUUAUAUACUAGACCUGCCACUGUUUCAACUCAAAGUGGUAUCUUCUCCAACUUAAAAGUAUAGGAAUAGUUCACCCAAAAAUUGUCAGCAUUUAGUUGGCCUCAUGUUGUGUCAAACCCAUUGAAAUACUGAUGAAUGUCGAUGCUGCUUUUUCCCAUACAACUUACAAGUGAAUGGUAACUGAGACAUCUUUUGUGUUCCACAGAACAAAUAAACUCAUACGGGUUUGGAAUAGCAUGAUGGUAAGUAAUUGACAACCUAAUUCUUAUUUAGGGGUGUACUGUACCUUUAAUGGAAUAUUGGAGUUGGCCUUAACAUUUCCUCUUAUGAGUAGAGGGUGAAGUUUCUCACAACAUAGCUUACAUAUGGUUUAUUGUUUUAGUUAGGUGACAUUCCAAGUGCAACAUGUUUAGGGAACUAAAGUGUUUCUCUGAUAACCAAACUGACUUUAUUUCUGUAAGGAUUAGAUGUGCAAGGACCUUAAGAGAUUCGACUGACAAAUGUUGCAAAAGCAUGUGGCUCCAUGUGAACCACAAAUGCAUGUAUCUGAGAUUUUAAUGACUGACUGUGUUUUGCUACUGAGGUAUUUUUAUAAACCUGGUUCAGAUGGAUCACUCAACUUAGAGAUACGUCCAAACUAGUCUUACUAAAGUUAAUGCACAUGAUUUUUUACGAAUGCUUCAAGGGUGUAGUGUGUCAUUUCUAUUUGUGACACCAAACAAAACUGCUAAAAUAAGGAUUGCUCCCAAACGGUAAAAGAAUAAGCGAUUUGUGUGUUAGAAGGACCUUUGACAUACUGUUUAUGUUCUCCUUUGAUGGGAAUGAGAUGAAACAAAAUACGGAAAUCUGGUUUUCCAACGUAUUUGCAUGGUGACACUAAUAAUGGUGUUUUUUCUGCUCCUCUGUUCAUAACUAAUCUGAAAAAUUAAUUCAUAUGCCAAGUUCAUUUAAAUGUUCUUUAAAAUUUUGUCUCUGUGCGAACAAUUAAAGCAAUUUUAGAUGCAUUUACAGGAGACAUAGGGGUUGUGACAUUUUUUCCAUAAUUGUCCAAAUGAGAAGCUAUAUGGCAUUAUGUGUUGUAUUUUAUUAUGACUGUAUUAUCAAUAAUCUGUCACAAGACACUGAUUUGACCUGGAAAACACAAAAUGAUCAUUUGAACUCAUAAACAGUUGAUCCUGAUAUUUGUUCUUUUACUUAUAAACAAAUAUAUUGAGCAUGAUGAACAAAUAGUCUUUAGAUUAAAUUGAAUGCAUCAACAUGUCAUUCCUUCGAAAAUAACUAAAUAGUGAAUCUAAAGCCAUAGAAAUGACUUAAUUCACAUUAAACUGACAUCAUGGCUGUUGUAGUUCUUGUUAUGAAAACCCUUGUCAAAAUGUCUUAAAUAAAAGCUUUUCUAAUGCAGGAUCAAUCCUAAUGAACACACAAUAAACCUUUAUUCAAUAAGAUCCCAUGGAAAUUAACAAAUAAUAAUUUCUGUGUAUCAAGAAGGAAAUUUUCAUUCUGUUUUUGGACCUUGAAUCAAGAAUAAGUUCGAAAAAAAAUGAAAGAAAUGCUACAUUCCUUUAUACGAUUCUUUUAAACAAAAGGUCACUUCAGAGAAAAGUAGUAGUUAUUUUAUCACACCACUGGCUAAAAUGCUUUAACAUUAUACCUGCGACUGUCACACAUUUAUUUUUAACAUUAAGAAAAUAAACAAACAAAAUGUUACUUUACUCAUUGUAUGAAGCUUGAUUUGAAUAUCUCAUUAGUCUUCCUUAAUAUGUUUGCAUGAUAUGAUGCAAAUAUGCUUGUAUAACCAAAUGUAGGUUCUCAAGGAUUUUUAAAAGAAUAACCUAUUUAUAAAUGACUAUAACAAAACAAAUAUUGAAAUAGCAGAAACAGAUCAUUCAUACAGUGGCCAAAACUGAAGUCCAACUUUGGACAAUUGACAUUUUUGCUCUUUAUUCGUGUAUAUUAUUAAAGAUGCAUUUACAUUUUGGUAUGCAUGAUUUAUUGGUGUGUUUCAGAGUAUAGAGUGAAUAAAGUUCAUGAAGUCCAGAAGAAUAACUACAAACUAUUACCAGAGAUUAUCAACAAAUAUCAAUAACUGGUCAAAUUGCAGUCGAUGUAUGCUUCAUUUCUUCUUGUUUUUCUGUUUUUUUCUUACACUAAAAUAAAACUCAUAUUCCUUGA